AUGACGAAGGGACAUUUCGCCAGAAACUGCCCAAGUAAGGCGAUUGGGACGGGAAGACAGCGUUCGCAACUGCGGGCACUCCAGGCUGAACAAGAGAAAGAGAGUGCAGCACUCCCUGCACCACACCCUCAGCGACAGCUACGCCCGAGACUUCCCCCACAGGCAAGAGUCUUUGCACUGCAGCAGAAGCAGGCCAAGGCCGAGAAGGGGAAACAGAAGCAAGGCAACCUAGCAGGUAUGGGAACUCUCCUCAACGUACCUAUUGCCAUUUUGUUGGACACUGGUGCAUCGCACUCGUUUAUAUCAGCAUCUUGUGUGGAUACUUUAAACUUGCCUACGGAUGUGAUGGAACAUAGGAUGAGGGUGUCCUCACUCGUAGGAGGCCUUAUACACAUCACACGAACAUGCUCGAACAUAAAAUUUUCUAUGGGAAACCUGAACCUAGUAGCUCAUAACUUGCAUGUGAUGUUGAUGUGGAGCGUCGACAUCAUACUAGGAAUGGACUGGUUAGCCGAGAACCACGCUACCAUCCGUUGUAAGGAGAGACAAAUAGCAUUGCAGUACCCCGGGACGGAACCCGUAAUUUUCCAUGGGAUCUCCAUGAGGAAACGAAAGUCGGUUAUUUCUGCCCUACAAGCAACAACCUUGAUGAGGAAGGGAUGCCCUGUAUACCUCGUCUACUUGAAUGAAGAAGAGAAAAAGGACAGGAAAAUCAAAGACGUAGCAAUAGUACGAGAAUAUCCAGACGUCUUUCCAGAAGAACUACCAGGCUUGCCGCCAGACAGGCAAUUGGAGUUCACCAUCGAUCUAGAACCAGGAUCAGGUCCAAUAUCAAAGGCCUUACAGGAUGGCCCCAAAGGAGUUAAAGGAACUCAAGAUGCAACUACAAGAACUACUAGACCUGGGUUUCAUCCGACCCAGUGUGUCGCCGUGGGGCGCACCAGUGCUAUUCGUUAA
Salvia splendens (bonfire salvia) is the source of this 957-nucleotide messenger RNA. RefSeq lists its product as uncharacterized. The transcript has 2 exons. Bases 1 to 957 code for a protein of 318 amino acids. NCBI's taxonomy places the organism in Eukaryota, Viridiplantae, Streptophyta, Magnoliopsida, Lamiales, Lamiaceae. The record is from RefSeq and is a predicted model, not a curated record. Gene Ontology annotation, molecular function: aspartic-type endopeptidase activity. Gene Ontology annotation, biological process: proteolysis.